GGAGAGCAGAAGUUAAGAAACUUGGAAGUGUGAACGUCUGCGAGGCGUCAGCACCAGUAAAGUUUCGCCAUAGCAGUGCUGCGUAGGAGUCGAGCGCCCAGCAAACAGUCACUCUGAAAGUACUGCUCUUACAAGUUGCCACAAAGAAUUGUCUCCUGCUUCUUUAAACUGUUUACAUACACACUUCACUAUAACAAGGAUUCAUUUAGUUUAAAGCCAUGAAAAUACUGCUGACAUUAAUCUAAACAGUCUCUAGAUGACAUACUGAUGCCAUUUACAAAUGAUCUAAGCAGCUUUAAGAGUCUGAUUACCAAGUGCUUAUUUCCCAGGGUGGGGCUGGAGCUGCCAUGAGGUGGAAGGAAAUGAAGGUAAACUGUAACCUCAAGGUCCCACUUGGAAGUGGAUCAGGCGGUAUGUUCGGUUGGCAGAUUAACUGCCCUCACUUGGGAACACACAGUAGAACAAGUGAACAGACUCCAGCGUUUCCAUGUGGUUUUGGUGAGGAUCCUUUCCUCAGCAGCAGGUUCUACGAGUCCUGUCCAGUACCUUGAUUUCAAGGACCUUCGAUAGGCGGAAUUACAGUACAGUGUUCUGAACGGCCAGCUGAUAUUGGCUGAAGCUGACAGAGAUGUUGCAGUUCGUGGAUUUCUAUAUUAAUCUUUAAUCUUUCCUGAAAUAUUGCUAAGGUAAGGAGAGACAUCCUUCUUAGACCUUCCUCAAUCUUCUUUCAACACCCUCAACAUUCCUGCAACCUUCUCAACCCUUCUAGACCUUCCUCUACCUUCCUCAGCCUUCUUCAGGCUUUCUAAACCAAGACCUUUCUAAAUUCCCCUCAGAUCUCCUCAGUUUUUAGAUCUUCAUCAACCUUUUUAAACCCUUUUCAUACUCUUUGGCCUUUGUAGACCUUCGCAAACCCCUCUUGAACCUCCACAACCUUCCUGAACCUGUCAAACAUCUUCAAUCUUCUGAGACCUUCCUCAAACCUCCUCAGCUCUCAUUGCCUUAACCCAACCUUCCUAAACUUUCUUAGACCUUCCCAGACCCCUUUUGAACCUUCCGGGCUUGCUAUGAUUUUCAGCAGCACUCCUAGACCCUUUCUGAUCUCCCUUAACCCUCCUAGACCUUCCUCAACAUUCUUCGACUCUUCUCUCUCUCUCUCUCUCUCUGAACCCUUGGUGCUCGCUGCAGACAUUUCUUGAAUUCUCUUGUCUUUCCUCGAUCUUCCUAGACAAUCCUUCCCCCACACCUGCAGAAUUCUUCCUGGCAGACCUUCCAGAAAUACAUUUCCCAUCAUGCUUCAGUCUCUCAGGUGUGGCCAGAUCGACCAGGUGUGUCUGAAGGUACAGUCCCGCAGGAGGAAUUCACAGGUCCGACUUCCAGCUGCUUUAAUCCAUUCUUUGUUCAGCAUGACUGGAGGAAGAGCAGCGCGGAGCCGCAUUAGGGGCAACCCCUGAUUCCUACCGUCCGGCCGAGGGGCCCGCAGCGGACAGGCGAGGGUCCGGGGGAAGCUCACGUGGAGCGUGUCCAGAAUGGCCCACAGCGUCAGCUUUGACAUGAGGGACCUCACUUUGGAGAGUCCUGUGGACGAGGGCGUGGUCCACGACUCCUUCAGCCGCCUCAUCGAGGAGCAGAGUCAGAGCCUGGACAAGGAUGACAACGGACUGGAGAUGCAGGUGCUGUCCGAGGAGGACGUGUCGGAGGAGGACCUGCUGGAGGAGGACAGAGACAACGUUCCCUACCUGGUCGGUUCUACGUGGGACAGGUUAGAGCAGGAGAGGGGUCCGGAGCACACGGACCCCCUGACCGGGGAGCAGUGGUCCAACGCCACGCUCAAGGUGCUCUCGUCCAUGCCGAGCCGCACUAUUGGCCGCAGCCGUGGGGCCAUCCUCUCGCAGUACUACAGUCGCACCCUGCAGCUGCGUCGCCGCAGACAGAGCCGCCCCUCCCUGCGCGAUUAUCCCCACUCUUCCCGGCCCAGCAUCCGUGGCUACGGCGUCGAGAUCGACGCCACGGACCUGGGUAGAGAAGAGUGCAAGAAGGACAAAUUGGUGAACAACCUGCAGAAUUUGUCCGUCAGCGAUCGCACACGUGUGCUGAAAGGCAUGCCCCUCAGUCUGGCCGAGAAGAGCGAGCUCAGGAAGUUGGCGACCAGUUACAAGGGAGCGCAAAUGCCGUACCGAGGCCAGAUCCCCUGCUGCAGCAGACUCAAGUAUUACAUCAUCAUUGCUCUGCGGCACACCUGGUACAGUUGGCUCUCCUUCCUGCUCUCCCUGCAGCUGUGGCAGGUGGCGCUCAAGCGCGUCAGCGGCCGCUUCGGCACCGGCGUGCUCUCCUACUUCGUCUUUCUCAGGACGCUGCUGCUCUUCAACGUCUUCCUCGUGCUCAUCACGGGCUUCUUCCUGGUCAUCCCGCAAGCCGUCCACCCUUCGCGCCGCACUGGCCCCGCGGUGGCCUUCACCGGCUUGGAGCUGCUCACCGGAGGUGGCUACUUCACAGACUCGGUCAUGUACUACGGGUAUUACGCCAACUCCACCCUGAACGGGAGCUGCCAGCCCACCCGGAACAACUCGAGGGAUUCUAAUAGGACGGACUGCUCGCCGAAGGACCCCGGUGAUGCCGGAGGAGGGUUCCACCUGUCCUACAACAUGCCUCUGGCCUACUUCUUUACCAUUGGAAUGGCCUUCUUCAUCACCUGCAUCAUCCUGGUCUACAGCAUGUCCAAGUCUUUCGGGCAGAGCUUCCGCGUGGACAAGCCUCAGGGCAGCCUGGCACUUAAGGUCUUCUGCUCCUGGGAUUUCAAGGUCAUGAAGAAGAGCUCCGUGAAGCUGCAGUCGGAGAACAUUAGCACGCAGCUCAAGGAGCUGCUGUCGGAGCUGAGCAGUCCUCACGAGAGGAAGAGCGUCCUCCAGAGGUUGGCCCGGGUGUCCGUGCACCUGCUGGCGUGGACCAUGUGCGUCGGCAGCACGGCGGCCGUCUCGUUCGCGGUUCACUACUUCUCAGAGUACAUGCACAAUGACCUGAAGAAGCGGGCGGAUCUGACCACCCAGAGCCCCCUGGAGAAGGAGGCCAGCCUGCUGGCGCUGCCCGUCGUGGUGUCCGGCAUCAACCUGCUGCUGCCCGGCUUCUUCAACACCGUGGCCUGGAUGGAGGAGUACGACUCUCUCAGCAUGCACACGCACGUCGCCAUCUUCAGGAACCUCAUGCUGAAAGUGAGCGUGCUGGCUGUGCUCUGCUACCACUGGUUGGGGCGGAUUGCCAGCAACCCUCCGGGACUCAACCUGGAGUGUUGGGAGAACUUUGUGGGCCAGGAGCUGUACCGCUUCCUGCUCAUGGACUUCAUCUUCACCAUCCUGGACACCUUCUUUGGAGAGUUCCUCUGGAAGCUCUUCUCCCAGAAGGCACUGAAGCGGAAGAGGAAGCCAGUAUUCGACAUCGCACGGAAUGUCCUGGAGCUCAUUUAUGGGCAGACGCUGGCCUGGCUGGGAGUGCUGUUUGCCCCGCUGCUCCCCGUGGUUCAGGUUCUCAAGCUUCUGCUGCUGUUCUACAUGAAAAAGGCCAGCCUCAUGUUGAACUGCCAGGCUCCCAGGAAGCCCUGGAGGGCCAGCCAGAUGACCACCCUCUUCAUCUCGCUGCUCUGCUUCCCCUCCUUCGUGGGGGCGGCCGUAUGCGUCACUUACACCAUGUGGUCAAUCAAGCCCUCGGGGCACUGCGGGCCCUUCCAGAACCUCACCACCAUGUUCCAGUCUGGGAAGCGCUGGGUGCAGGAGCUGGCGGACAACCACCCCAAAAUGGCCUGGCUGGCCUGGAUGCACACCUACCUGGUGGAGAACCCCCUCUUCCUGUUCGUGGCUGCCGGAAUCUUCCUAGUGGUCAUUUACUUCCACACCCAAGUGGUGGACGGCCAGCGGAAGAUCAUCUGCCUUCUGCAGGAGCAGAUUGAGAGCGAGGGGGAGGACAAGAAGUUCCUCAUCAGGAGGCUGCAGGCCAUCCACGAGCAGCGACGGCCACGCCCCGUUCAGAGGCCGACGCCCUUGGGCAGCGAGCGUUUGGAUGAGAACGUGUGACCAGCCGCCAGGACGCACACCUCGCACCUUGACCCCGUGUUCGGUACCUGCUCUGGGGAAGCACGGCGCGCCCGUCUCCCGAUGAACCCGAGCUUCUUCGUUCUGGGCCAAGAGCGGGACCCCAAACCACGGAACGUCAGGAAAACGGGUGUUUUGGAGCCGCGCCUCCGGAGCCAUUAUGGACAUACGGGCACACAGACCCGACACUGUAUGACUGUACCGCCACUACAGGUGAUUCUGCUUUCUCUCGUUGUCUGUGCAAAAUGGCGUGGGGGAGCUUUUAGUGUCUUUUAGCAUCUGGAUAUGAACUGUAUUUAUCGUUUAUAGUCUUCAGGAUCAGGUACCGCUCUGGUGCUUGUUUUUACCAUACUGUGAAUUGUAAAUGUAUUAUCCUACUGUAAGUUUUUUAUUUUUUUUAAAUAAAAGGAAUCUUUAGUUACUAAAUGUCUUGUAAAUGUCUCAGAACAGAAACAUGGCGUGGAACUGUAUGAAAAUUAACUACUGCUGAGGAGUCAUGAGCCAAAGGGGUUUCGUUCGUGGUGCAACAGGGUAUUUAUGGGGUACGUUAGCUGACACUUUUCUCCAAAAGGACUUAGUGUCAAGCU
Messenger RNA from Scleropages formosus (Asian bonytongue), 4669 nucleotides. It is a transcript of the gene tmc6b, whose product is annotated as transmembrane channel-like 6b. Gene Ontology annotation, cellular component: plasma membrane. Bases 1530 to 4064 code for a protein of 844 amino acids. Lineage: Eukaryota; Metazoa; Chordata; Actinopteri; Osteoglossiformes; Osteoglossidae. The record is from RefSeq and is a predicted model, not a curated record. The transcript is spliced from 20 exons. Gene Ontology annotation, molecular function: mechanosensitive monoatomic ion channel activity.